Molecule: messenger RNA, 2246 nt
Organism: Pogoniulus pusillus (Red-fronted tinkerbird)
Lineage: Eukaryota; Metazoa; Chordata; Aves; Piciformes; Lybiidae
Product: suppressor of cytokine signaling 1-like
Exons: 3
Coding region: 703-1389 (228 amino acids)
Biological process (GO): phosphatidylinositol phosphate biosynthetic process
Cellular component (GO): phosphatidylinositol 3-kinase complex
Molecular function (GO): 1-phosphatidylinositol-3-kinase regulator activity
Source: RefSeq, a predicted model, not a curated record
GUUGGAGGGCAGCAGCCGGCAAGUGGGAGGAGGGGCUGAGCCCCGGUCCCCUGCUGCCGCCGCCUGCCCUGCGCGACGCGUGGCUCCGGCGAGUCCCGGGGCGGUGGAUGCUGCGGUGCCAUCGCCCUAGGGUUGCUGUGCCAGUCUGCAGCGGAGGGGCUUUCACAGCCUCUUUUGUUUGGUUUUUUUGUUUUGGUUAUAUAUAUUUGUUCUUGUUUCUUUCUCCCCCAGUCCGUCCAACUUUCCUUAGGAAACAAGCAAACAAACCCCAGAACACCAAAACUUUUUUACUUUUUCCCCCCUCUCGCAAGAGCCACGCCGUGGAAAGACGAGGUGGUGGAGGAGGGAGAAACCCCUCCCCUUCCCCUCCCCCGUGGCUUCUUCCUCGGAAAAGAAACACUUGGGGGGUUUCCUCCGCUCCUUUCCCCUCCGCUCUUCUCCCCGAAGUGGCCGUCGCGGCGCUCGCUCCGCAGCCGAGGAGGGCCCGACGGGCAGCCGCACCGCCUCCGAGGAUGGAUCUCCUUGUAAGUAAAGCUUUGCAAACACUGAGAAGUGCUGCAUAGGAGCUCUUGAAUUUGGACCACUUCCAGGCCUGAUGUCCAGAAACUCAUCCCUAUGGGUGGUGACAAUAAAGAGGCUGGAUGCAAAGGAGGAAGCAUGGUAAAGGCAGCAUCUUUCCAGGGUCCAUGGGCUCUUUGAGAGAUGAUCAGAGGGAGGCCAGAUGAGCUGCACAACACGCACGCCGCUGUUCCUGGUCCGCAAAGGUCGCAUCGCAGCGUUCUCUCCGGCUCCGCGCCGCCCGCCUUGCCCCAUCGCUUCCGGAUGUUUCGCAGCUGCGAGUGGGAGGUCCUGGAGCGGUCCCUCACUAUCCUUCAGGCCAGUGACUUCUACUGGGGCCCCUUGUCCGUGGGGGAGGCUCACGCCAAGCUCCAGCGGGAGCCCGUCGGCACCUACUUGGUGCGGGACAGUUCCCAGGGCAACUGCUUGUUCAGCCUGAGCGUGCGGAUGCCGGCGGGGCCUGUCAGCCUCCGAAUCUCCUUCCAGGAGGGCUAUUUCCGCCUGAAGAACUGGUUUGCAGACUGCGUGGUCCGGCUGCUGGAGCUGGUGGUGGCAGGAACCCGGAACAACCCCUUGCACUUCGAUGAGAUGGGGGGAACUCCCCUAGUCUUCUCUGAGCCCCUGUGCCGGAGCCGCCGGGCAGUGCCCACGCUGCGAGAACUGUGUUGCCGGAGUCUGCCCACCGGUGCUGCACCUGCAGGGGAUGGAGCAGGAAUAGGGGGCUCCAUGGGGAUGUGCCCAAGGGAGGAAUUAGUCUCACCCCUGGGCAGAAGGGGAGGGUCAGAGGGGAAUGCUGUCCCCAGCCUCUCUCUGUCCUGGACUGGUAGAUGAUGCUGUGUACAUGGCAGACACAAGGAGGUGCCAGUUACGUGGCUGCGCUGGUGGGAUGCAUGCCUCGCUGGUGAGGCUGGACUGGCUGCUGGGAGAAGCUGGGGAGAGCAGGGGAAGCAGGUCUUGAACCUGCUGUCUGUGACAGCUGUGUCCUCAUACGUGCGCAGCAUGUGUGGCCUUCCCCACAGAUGCCUGGGGUGAAGCCAGACCUGCACUUUGUUCCAUUUGUAAUUUAUAAGCUUGAGAAGGUGGUGAGCUGCCUGUCUUCAGCCCUGUGUUUCCCUCUACUCCGAAGUGCCUCAGCUCAUUUCUGCUAUAAAUCUGCCAUCAUGAAGUGGGGUGGCUAAGCCCAGUCCUACAGCAGUGCAGCUUGAGUGCUGGUGGCCACGACUCCUGUGCUGACCCCCACAUAGCAGCACCAGAGUGAGGGCAUGUUUCGCUCCUUGUAACGCAGAUGCAACACUGCCACUUCAGAAGGCAUUUGCACGAGAGAAAAACCGUUGCAGCCAUGCAGCUUCACUGCCUUUUGCAUUGCUUUGUUCGAACAGAUGCUUUGGGAGUCCAGAUGAGUUGCGUUAUACUGAGGGCCUGGUAUGCCUGUGGAGGAGGUAAGCCUGGUCUAGAGAGUCGCGUUUGCCCUGGGAGGACGCCAAAAGAUGGGAUUCCAGCACCCUUUCUUAUGCUCAUCUGGUAGUGUGCUGCUGCCACCUACAGACAUUUUGGGUUUGCCUCAAAAAAAGCAAACCUUUUUUUUUUUUUUUUUUACAUAAAACUUAAAAAACCAACAAAAACCCCCAACAAACAUGUUUUUAUACUUAUUUUUAAAAGUCAGUAAAUAAAUGCCAUCUUUUAAUUCC